AUGAAAGCGUCGGCCUUGAUUGCUGAUAAAAUCCUUUUGAAAGCAUUUCAAAUAGCGUUAAUGGCCGCAUUCGCUCGUGAAUUAUGUGGUGCUAUACCGGUCGGAAAUUUUGCGGGAGAUAUUUUCUUAAAAGCAUCUGAUGGAACUCGUGUUGUGCUAAAUCCUAACCAGCAGGCAAUGGUCAUGGGUGCAGUCCAAACUGUCGCAACUAUCGUCGCUUCUAAUAUAGUUGAGAAAUCUGGAAGGCGGCCUCUUUUGUUCAUCACAUGUCUCAUAUCUGGAAUAAGCAUGGGCUCGCUGGCCACUUGGUUUCUCUUUAAAGAUUACGGCUUCAAUCCUCCCGCCUGGAUCCCUGUUUUUACCCUCUGCAUUUGUAUCUUUUGUGAUUCAGCAGGCCUCUUGCCAGUUGGAACUGUUCUAAUAGGAGAAAUUUUCUCCUUUAAGUAUCGCGCGACCGUUUUAGGAACAAGCAUGGCGAUUGCAUCUAUCCUCGACUUCCUACAAGUAUUCUUCUUUAAGAUGGUUUCAGCUGCAAUUGGGGUGCACGUAGCCUUCUACACUUUUGCUGUCAUGUGCCUCUUGAUGGCGUUAUAUAUUUACGCGAAGGUACCGGAGACGCGGACAAGGCCUUUAGAAGAAAUCUAUGACGACUUAAGAACGAAUAAAAAGAAGAUUGCUCUUAAGAAAACGGAUAUCAUUACUAAGUUUUGAAGAUGAAAGUUGUGCCAAAUAUAUGUGUGUUUGUCUUAAAAAUACUAAACCAAUUUAAAAAAAAAAUCACUGUAUUGAGAGAUCCCUCCUAAUUGUUUUCUAAGAUUUAUUUUUAUAGAGUUGGCCUAGCAAAGUUAAUGAACAUAAUAUAACAAGAAGUUUGCAUCUGUAUUCCCCUAUAUAGUAUGGGGAUUUCACAUAUAUAUCUGUCACAUUUAUAAAGAUCUGUACGCACUUAUAUCGUUCCUAAUAUUUUUUUUUAAUAUUUGAACCUUUAACGUUUAUACGAGAAAAGUUGUGAAUCAUUUGUACAUUAUAGGGGUUAAUACAACGCGUCUUCUAUAGUGCAGAACUAAUCUAAGACGACAUAGGUACCUACUCCCGGAACACAACAUUUUUUUGUUUAAAUUUAAAUUUGUCCUAG
Molecule: messenger RNA, 1135 nt
Organism: Pieris rapae (cabbage white)
Lineage: Eukaryota; Metazoa; Arthropoda; Insecta; Lepidoptera; Pieridae
Product: facilitated trehalose transporter Tret1-like
Exons: 4
Coding region: 1-711 (236 amino acids)
Biological process (GO): transmembrane transport
Cellular component (GO): membrane
Molecular function (GO): transmembrane transporter activity
Source: RefSeq, a predicted model, not a curated record